AUGUCCGCCUCGGUGGGGCCCCAGGGUGGCCCUCGCCCACCCACCGUGCCGCCAUCCAUGCCGGAUCUGCCGGACCUCAGCCAUCUCACCGAGGAGGAGAGGAAGAUCAUCAUGGCAGUGAUGGCUCGGCAAAAGGAGGAAGAGGAGAAAGAACAAGCUAUGCUAAAAUGUAUAACCAGAGAUGUUUUAAGAGGAGUCGAGGCGUGUGAGUCACCUUCAAAUGCCCAGAACCAGAAAUGGCACAGCACUGCAUUAACACUGCACCAGCAGUUUGAGAGCUACAAACAGGAGGUGCGUCGUAUCGGGGCUGAGACGCGGCGUCAGCAGACCCAGCAGAAGGACGACGCGCCCACCUGCGGCAUCUGCCGCAAGACCAAGUUUGCCGAUGGCUGCGGCCACCUCUGCUCCUACUGCCAGACCAAAUUCUGCGCUCGCUGUGGAGGGCGGGUCUCUCUGCGCUCCAACAAUGAGGACAAAGUGUGUCUCAUAGUGAAGGACAGGGUAAUGUGGGUAUGCAACCUGUGCCGUAAACAGCAGGAGAUUCUCACCAAAUCAGGAGAAUGGUUUUCGGAGUCAGGGGUGCUGCCUGGGAGCCUGGGCACCUCCUUGAACAACCCAGGCAAGGGAGGUGAGGCCCAACGGGACAGGAAGCUACUCCGCUCCAGGUCCCAAGCCCCGCCCUCCAGCACCAACAACAACGCAGGGCCGCUGGACGGGACACAGCUGCCCGCCGGCGUCACUGCUGCCAAGGGUGCGGACACCAUGCCCAGCUCCCGCUCCCAAAGUGAACCACCUAGAGAAAAGAAAAGGCCAGUUUCCCUCCAUGAACAAAAUGGUAAGGGAGGCAUAGGGCGUGGUAGUGGCCGGAGACCUGCUGGGAAGUUGCCGUCACAGUCAUCCCUGGAUGAGAGGGUGGGGCAUGGGGAAAGAGGAGAGAGACGGUUAGGAGAAGGACGGAGGCUAGAGAAGAUCCAUUCUACGGACUACGAGGAUGGGGAGGAGAACUUGGGUCGUUCAGAAACACACCGGAGACGCCCAGAGGAUGAGGAGCAGAGGGAGCGCCAACGACGUGAGGAGGAGUUCCAGAAUCGUUACCGUAGUGAUCCCAAUCUGGCACGAUACCCGGUGAAACCACAGAAGGAGGAGCAGGAGAUGCGCAUGCAUGCUAAGGUGUCCAAGGUUCGCCAUGAACGACGACACAGUGAUCUGGCUAUCAAUGAGGUCGGCCUAGGGCCUGGUGAAGGAGGAGGUGGUGGAGGAGGCAGUGCAGGGGAGGUGCCUGAAAACCGUCUAGCCAGGAGGGGUGGAGGUGGGGAGGGAGACCGCAAGGCCCUCUUGGAGAACCACCAAGCCUACUCUGUGGAUAGGACCGUGGGGGUUGGCGGGGGAGCUCCACCUGCUGGAGGUAUAGUGAGAUCAGGACCCCAACCUGGGGGGCCAGUGCCUCCAGAUAGGAGCCUGAACAAAGGCCGCCUAGAGCCUGGUACAACACGGACACCAAGGGACAAGGGUGGAGAUAACCUUCUGAGGAAAGACUCUCAGAGCUCAGACCAGUCUGAGUCUUUGCGGCCGCCCCCUCCACGGUCAUACAAGAGCAAGCGCGGAGUCAGCAAGAGGCAGAUGUCCAUCAGCAGCUCAGAGGAAGAAGGCGGCUCCACGCCCGAGUACACCAGCUGUGAGGACGUGGACAUGGAAAGCGUCAGCGAGAAAGGUGACUGGGACUGUCAUUCUCUAGAUCCUACAGUGUGGCAUCAUCCAGUUACAUGGCAGCCGUCCAAAGAGGGGGACCACUUAAUCGGACGCAUCACGCUAAGCAAGAGGUCAGCAAUGCCGCGUGAGGCUGGCUCCCUCCUCGGCCUAAAAGUGGUAGGAGGGAAGAUGACAGAGACAGGGAGACUUGGGGCCUUUAUCACCAAAGUCAAGAAAGGCAGCCUGGCAGAUGUUGUGGGACACCUACGUGCAGGUGACGAGGUGCUGCAGUGGAAUGGGAAGUCGUUGCCAGGAGCAACUAAGAAAGAAGUGUACAACAUUAUCCUCGAAUCCAAGGCUGAACCUCAAGUGGAAAUAGUUGUUUCAAGACCUAUAGGAGACAUCCCAAGAAUCCCAGAGUCAUCCCAUCCUCCUCUAGAAUCUACCGGCUCCAGUUCUUUUGAGUCGCAAAAGAUGGACCGUCCCUCUAUAUCUGUGAUGUCCCCUACUAGCCCAGGGACCCUCCGAGACCUUCCUCUGGUACUGCCUGGACAGCUCUCUGUGAAGCUGUGGUACGACAAAGUGGGCCAUCAGUUGAUCGUCAACGUCCUUCAAGCCAUAGACCUGCCACCCCGACCAGACGGACGACCUCGGAACCCCUAUGUCAAGAUGUACUUCCUGCCUGAUAGAAGUGAUAAGAGUAAACGGCGGACUAAAACAGUGAAGAAGAGUGCUGAGCCCAAGUGGAACCAGACCUUCAUAUAUUCCCACGUUCACCGGCGAGACUUCAGAGAACGCAUGCUAGAGAUCACAGUCUGGGACCAGCCCAGAGUCCAGGAGGAGGAGAGUGAAUUCCUGGGAGAGAUCCUGAUAGAGUUGGAGACGGCCCUGCUGGACGACAUUCCUCAUUGGUAUAAACUCCAGACACAUGAUGUGUCGUCUAUACCUCUGCCCCAGCCCUCCCCCUAUCUACCACGCAGACACGUCCAUGGAGACAGCCCCAGCAAGAAACUACAGAGUGCGGAGCGUAACUCCAGGGAGAGAGAGCGGGGCAGUACGUUGGCUGUGCCUGAGCAGGAGCGGCCCGUCCAGCACCGCUCCCGUUCAGUGUCUCCUCACAGAGAGGAUUCCUGCAGGGCUCGGUCACGGCCCGCACACGUGCCCAUGCAAAGGAGUCUGGAUGAGAUCCACCAGAACCGGCAUCACUCCCACUCUCCCUCUCGCUACAACGACUCCCACUUAGAGCACCAACGCUCUGGUGACUCGGACUACGAGUACUCUGAGGACAGUGAGGUCCUGGAGAUGCACAGGUCUGUCCGCGGCGGGAGUGCCGAGUGCCUGCACACAAACAGCGACCUGCAGCCGUCGUUGGACAGAGUGAGGAGUGCCAGCACCACUUGUCUGAGACCAGACACCAACUUUCACUCCCCUGACAGAGACAGGUGCUCCAACUCUUUGCCCCGCAAGACUCCCCCAAGCCCCAGGAUCUUAGUAGAACAUGUGGCCUCUGAGGACGACAGGCAGUGUAGCAAUUCAUCCAGUCCAAACUGUCAAAGGGGCAGCAAAAAAAGCCUGGAGGGCGACAGUCGUAUCCAGCCCACCUCUAUCCUGAGGGGCAGUAGGGGGAAAGGGGGCCCGCUGAGGCCCUUUGGCCAGACAGCCCUGGCUGGGUCCUGCCCAAACUCACCACGUCUGGACAGAGCACACCCUCAUGGAAGCCCCUCUCCUCCAAUGGGGACUCCCUCAUCAGGUCGCAGGGGCAGGCAGCUGCCUAAGCUCCCUGCAAAAAGCAGCAGCAUAGAGCAAGCCCUCGCAGUAGAGGAGCGAGCCCGACAGCUGCAGAUGAAAGUACAUUCCUACCGGCCUUCAGCCUCCCAUGACCCUGAAUCGGACCUCAAGACCAAACGGGAGAAGUACGCAGAACAGAGGCGCAGCAGUGACAACAUGUCGGCCAGAUCGUCAGACAGUGAUAUGAGCGAUGUGUCAGCCCUCUCCCGUGCCAGCAGUGCCUCCCGGCUUAGUAGCACCAGCUACAUGUCUAUCCAAUCAGAACGACCAGGGGGACGACUCAGAUCCAAGUCAUUAGAGGAGGAGAAGAAGGACAGGAGGAUCUCGUGGGGGGUGAAUGGAGAGGAGGAGAGGAAGAGGGCGGCAGGAAAGAGACGUUUCUCUGAGGAGUUGAAGCGCAGGAGACACACUGUAGCUGGAGACACGAGGGAGUCCAGUCGGCAGAUAAGAUCAGUGGGCCGCAACAUGCUGAAAAGCUCCAGUGUGAGCGGAGAGAUCUACACCCAGGAGCGCACCGACGGCAGCCAAUCAGACACAGCCCUGGGCACGGUGGGUGGCGGCAGCAAGAAGAGACGCUCCAGCCUCAGCGCACGCGUGGUGGCCAUCGUAGGCAACCGUCGCAGCCGCAGCACUUCACAGAUCAGUGGCCCCGAGGGGAAGAGUAAAAAGGAGAAGGGUGCACCUAUCCAAAGGAGCACAGAGACUGGCAUGGCAGUAGAGCUGACCAGGAACAUGAGCCGCCAGCCCAGCAGAGAGUCCAACAAUGGCAGCAUGAACAGCUGCAACUCUGAGGGGAAUUUGAUCUUCUCUGGAGUGAAUCUGGGUGCCAGCAGUCAGUUCAGUGACUUUCUGGAUGGCCUGGGACCGGCUCAGUUAGUGGGAAGGCAAACACUGGCUACUCCUGCCAUAGGUGACAUCCAGAUUGGUAUGAUGGAGAAAAAGGGUCAGCUGGAGGUGGAAGUCAUCAGAGCACGAGGGCUUGUUCAGAAGCCAGGAUCCAAAUCUCUCCCUGCUCCAUAUGUCAAGGUCUAUCUGCUGAAUAAUGGAGCGUACGUAGCCAAAAAGAAAACCAAGAUUGCACGGAAAACACUUGACCCUCUGUACCAGCAAGCACUGCUAUUCGAGGAAAGCCCGCAGGGUAAAGUCUUACAGGUGAUUGUAUGGGGGGACUACGGCCGCAUGGACCAUAAAAGCUUCAUGGGAGUUGCACAAAUUCUAUUGGAGGAAUUGGACUUAUCAAGCACAGUCAUUGGUUGGUAUAAGUUGUUCCCACCGUCCUCCUUGGUGGAUCCCACACUUGCCUCCCUAACGCGGCGGGCUUCCCAGUCGUCACUUGACAGUUCCUCCGGACCGCCCGGGGUCCGAUCCUAGUGGACCAACAGCUCUACAGCGCUUAACGAGUAGCAAACUCAUGAAACGUAAUGUAGAGAGAAACAAGCAGGUGGCGGAAAUGUAGAACAACAACAAUCAUAAACAGUCACAACGAGAAAGCUUUGUUGAGAUCUGACAAUCACUUCUGUCGCUGUUAAUUUUGUCUGUUGUAGGGAGUGCUACAUUUUAGUGUUUCAUAUUCAUUCAAAGAAAAAUCUCAUUGUUUUUCUCUGUGAAUGCUGAAGACGUAGGGCUGUCCACAGACAGCAAGAAGUAACUCUCGAGACGGGAGACAAAAAAGUGUCGGUGUCAGAGAAUCAAAUGAAGCAGGGUGGUUUUUAACUGAAUCAACAAUAGCAAAGAAAUGUAUGUAAGCAUCGGAAUGUAUGGACUCGAGACAGAGGAAAUCACCCUCCACAGCUGCAGGUGGGGCAGUCCUCUCUGCAGUGGCCUCCUCCAGAACCCCAACAGACUGCCAGCAUUGCUGCCCCCAGGCAGGAUGCUCCCGCAUGGGUAUUCAGUCUGGAAGCACAGGGCCUUCUUCUGGUGCCUAGACCUUGGAGCCGCAUCACUGGUCCCUCUCUCUGUCAAAAAAAUCCACUUUUCAAUAUGUUUACCAUGGCUGCUCUGAAGCCGCACUGUUUUGGCUUGUUUGCUUUGUCGUUCAUUUCUUUCCCUUUGUUACUACUGGCACAAAAUGUCCUUACAGUCUGUAAAAUGCUCAUGAUAAUGUUGUCAGUCUGGUGUGUGCAUGGAGAGAAAAAAACAAAACACAAGAGAUAAAAAAGGAUAUUAAAACUACUAAAUGUCUGCAGGAGAGGGACUGGUGGUGAUGAUGACACAUCUUAGAUUUUUACACUUGACAGUGAGAUUAGCGUGCAGCGUUGUUUUCCUUGUUCCACCGCUGGCAAACGUCCAGGCCAGUUGUCUUUGUAUAGAUGUAUAUUAGGCCUCCCAGGAGGUUGACCAAUAAAUAAAAUUUACGUCACUUUGAAAUAUCACAAGGGUACAACGUCACUGUAAAAAAACUAAACAAAAAAGAAAAACUUUGUUCACCUACCAAGAAGAAGAUAGGACUGUCUAAUUUUUCACAUUUUUGGGGAGUGCAUUCCCUCACCCGAGCACGUUUCAGGUUUUUAUCCAACCCCCUAGUUUACAUUCUUUUGAAAUUUAAACACAAGCACAAGAGCUUGAUUUUUUUACAACAAAAAGUUUAACUUUUUGAAAAAAACAUGU
This is a messenger RNA of Micropterus dolomieu (smallmouth bass), 6084 nucleotides long. RefSeq names its product regulating synaptic membrane exocytosis protein 1-like. Gene Ontology annotation, biological process: calcium ion-regulated exocytosis of neurotransmitter; positive regulation of synaptic transmission; intracellular protein transport. The record is from RefSeq and is a predicted model, not a curated record. The transcript is spliced from 35 exons. Gene Ontology annotation, molecular function: small GTPase binding; transmembrane transporter binding. Bases 1 to 4848 code for a protein of 1615 amino acids. NCBI's taxonomy places the organism in Eukaryota, Metazoa, Chordata, Actinopteri, Centrarchiformes, Centrarchidae. Gene Ontology annotation, cellular component: cytoskeleton of presynaptic active zone; presynaptic membrane.